Molecule: messenger RNA, 1270 nt
Organism: Loa loa (African eye worm)
Lineage: Eukaryota; Metazoa; Nematoda; Chromadorea; Rhabditida; Onchocercidae
Exons: 7
Coding region: 13-1068 (351 amino acids)
Biological process (GO): DNA repair
Cellular component (GO): nucleus
Molecular function (GO): single-stranded DNA binding; metalloendopeptidase activity; polyubiquitin modification-dependent protein binding
Source: RefSeq, a predicted model, not a curated record
GUUUAAGGUGAUAUGAGCAAAAAGAUAUUUGAAUUGAAAGAUCUGCAACAUAUUCAUGCAUUUCAAGAUAUACCACAGAAAAAGAAGCGUUACAAUUUUCCAGCAGCUACCUCAUCCAGUUCAUCCAACACUUCAUCCCAAUCUAAUUCUUUAGUGGAUCCCAUCUGGGAAAUAAUCGAUCCAACUCCAGAUUUGCACGCACUUUUUCAGCAGUAUGAUGACACUUUCUUCAAUGGAAGACUGGUUGCAUGUGAAGUGAAAUGGAGUUCUCGAAUGACCGCGUGUGCGGGUUUAUGUAGUUUUGAAAGAAAAGGUGGGUUUUGUUCCAUUCGGCUCAGUAAGCCCCUGCUACAAUAUCGACCUCGAAAAGAUCUGGUGGAAACAUUGUUGCACGAGAUGAUCCAUGCUUUUUUAUUUCUGUCCGACGGCGUCAUGGAUCGUGAUGGACAUGGACCAAUGUUUCAGUUCCAUAUGCACCGUAUUAACAUGACUGCAGGAACAAAUAUUACUAUUUAUCACAAUUUUCAUAAUGAAGUACAAUAUCACCAAAAGCACUGGUGGAGAUGCACUGGACUUUGCCGGAUGCGUCCUCCGUUUUAUGGUUGGGUGAAGCGAUCAAUGAACCGUGCUCCAGGCGCGAAUGAUUUUUGGUGGAAGGAACAUCAGAUGACUUGCGGAGGUAAAUUUAUCAAAGUCAAAGAACCGGAAGCUUAUGGUACGAAAAAGAAAGUGUCCGAAGUAUCUAAUGGGAAAUCUCAAUCUCAGACAUGGCAAACACCUUUGAAUCAAUAUUUUACUGGAAAAGGCCAUGUUUUGGGUCACCUCUCAUCAUCUUCGGAGGAUAUCUUAGCAGUUAAAGAGAAAACAACAACUGUUGCGACGUCAAGAAAUGACUUUGGAUUGUCAGUGAAAGAGAAAAUCCCGAAAAGUAGACCAGCUGUUAAUGACAGCAUCGGACCAGUCAACAAUGAAAUAAUCAUUUGUGUGCCGUGCCCAGUGUGUAAUGUUUGUGUUCCGGAAAACAUCAUCAACUCUCAUCUGGAUUCAUGCCUCACGCAAAACUCGUGAUAUCUUUGCCUGUAAUUCCGGUUAUUCAUUCCUUCCACUCUGAUAACUCUUUCAACGAUGUAACGGAAUGUUGACCGGUGCGAACUCGUGAAGAUUCAUUUCCUGCCGCGAUCUGGUCCAUUGAAAUGUUAGCAUUCGGUCUUGUAAGCAAGCAGUAUGCUUAGUCUCAUUGAAUAAGGACUCCCCUCCUGGUCCUGGAAAU